AUGCGCAACGUGAUUCUCACAACAGCCGCGGCGAGCAGCCUCGUCGCUCUGGCGUCAGCAGCGACGCUUCCCGCUCAAUCCCACUUCUCGCUCGCUCCUCCCGCGAAUCCGCUCGUCGACGGGACGUGUCUCUCGUGCUCCACGGCGCCUACAUGUCCGCUGGAUCCGUGCAGCACCAACACACCGGGUGGGCUGCUGCUCCUCACGCAGUUCUGGGACUUUUCGCCCGCCAUCGGGCCGUCGGACAGCUGGACGAUCCACGGCCUCUGGCCAGACACGUGCGACGGCGGCUACGACUCGGACUGCGACCCCUCGCGCAACAACAACAACAUCGCCGCCGUCCUGCGCACGUCGUCCAAACCCAAGGCUGCCUCCACGCUCGACAAGAUGAACCAGUUCUGGCUCGCUCUCAACGGCAACGACGGCCAGCUCUGGAGCCACGAAUUCAACAAGCACGGCACUUGUGUCUCGACGCUUGCCCCUUCAUGCUACAACGACGAGCUCACAGGCAAGGCGUACGAGAAGAACGAGGACAUCGUUGACUUCUUCACCACCACCGUCGACCUCUUUGAACAGUACAACGUCUUCGAAGCGCUCCAAGAGGCCGGCAUCACCCCCUCGACAACACAGAGGUACACGCUCGACCAGCUGAAAGCCGCAACCAGCCAAAAGUGGGGCAAGGAGGCCACGUUCAAGUGCAGGAACGGCGCUCUCAACGAGGCGUGGAUCUACUUCCACACCAGCGGACGCUCGACCAGUGCCGAAGCAUUCGUCCAAACCGACCCGCUGACGAGUAACAACAGAUGCCCCAGCUCCGGUAUCCGAUACGUCCCCAAGUAG
This is a messenger RNA of Sporisorium graminicola, 840 nucleotides long. RefSeq lists its product as uncharacterized. Gene Ontology annotation, molecular function: RNA binding; ribonuclease T2 activity. The transcript has a single exon. Lineage: Eukaryota; Fungi; Basidiomycota; Ustilaginomycetes; Ustilaginales; Ustilaginaceae. Bases 1 to 840 code for a protein of 279 amino acids. Gene Ontology annotation, cellular component: extracellular region. The record is from RefSeq and is a predicted model, not a curated record. Gene Ontology annotation, biological process: RNA catabolic process.